AUCGUGAAUGCUUGCUUGCUUUUUGAUUCAUUUUCCUCUGAAAAAAGUUUUCUGAAUUUCCUUCGAUUUCGAUACGAUUUCCGCUUCAUUUCUAGGGUUCGAUUUGAACGUUUUUUUUUUUUUUUUUUGGUGAUCUGAAGGUCUUGUUGUGAAAUUCAUUCGGACCUGUUGUAUUUUAGUUCUGCAUGCAUGUAGUUUUUCUUCGAAAACGGAAUCUGAUUUCGCUAAUGGUGCUUGAUGUGUCUGUAUGGUGAUGAUACUACUUUUACUCUCGGAUCUGUGCGAUCCAGUUCAAAACAUAUGUUUGUUAUGAGAUUUAUCAGCGUGUGGGUUUCUUCGAAAUUUUUAUUUUAUUUUUUCCCUCUUGGUGGUUUUUAUGGGGGCCGUUUCUUGCUAUGGUUUCUGGGUUUGGUGGUGGUGGCAAUCGGCAUGGAUUGAUGGGGAGAGUGUGAGUGUGAGUGUUGAGUAAGAAUGCUGAAGUUCCUAUCAAGGGUUCGGAUCGAGUUCAAUGCCUUGGACCCACGCACAGCCUCGUGCAUGGAAUUCUUGGCACAGUGCAACGCUCCCAAGGCCAAAGAAUCCAACCCUGCUUGUCAAAUCCAAGUCAAACGCCGAACCGACGACCACCCUCCCCAUAUCACGGUCACUUUCGUCAACGGAGUCGAAGAGGUUUACGACGCCACAUCCACACCGGCCCAGACCAUAAGGACUAUGAUUCUCGAUAAGGGUCAGUUCCUCGAGACCGAGCAAAUGUUCCGUGAAGCUGGUGAGGCUUGGCCUGUUUUUGUCCCCGAAGAGGAGCUCCGUCAGCACGCGCCUGGCACCAAGCCGAGGAAAGCAGAAGAGAAGAAGCAGUAAGUGUAUCUUAUCUGAUAUACAUAUAGCUUGGGAUCAUCAUGGAUGGUGGGUAGUUAGAUUUUGCUUCACAGAACAUUUCAUUUUUGGAAAGAAAAUGCCAUGUCAGACAUGAUGUUGAACCAUUCUUUUGGAUUGUGCUGCUAGCAUGUUUGUUCUGCUUCAUCGUGGAUGCAUCGGGUGAAUCACUGUGAUUUAAUUGAAUCCUCGCUGUAUGAGUUGUGGAUGUUUGGAAGUCUUUUGCUCCUUCGAUUCA
Quercus robur (English oak) is the source of this 1111-nucleotide messenger RNA. RefSeq lists its product as uncharacterized. Gene Ontology annotation, cellular component: mitochondrial large ribosomal subunit. Lineage: Eukaryota; Viridiplantae; Streptophyta; Magnoliopsida; Fagales; Fagaceae. Bases 472 to 858 code for a protein of 128 amino acids. The record is from RefSeq and is a predicted model, not a curated record. The transcript is spliced from 3 exons.